AAUUAGCCAUCUGCAUAACUAGAAAUAAAACCAGAUACUUGUAUGUAUUCUGUAUUACAGCUCCAUCCAGUAGAAAACCAGGGGACCCUCUGGUUAUUUCUGAUAUCAAGAAGGGAAGUGUUGCUCACAGAACUGGGACGCUCGAACUGGGUGAUAAGUUGCUUGCAAUAGAUAACAUUCGACUUGACAAUUGCUCAAUGGAAGAUGCUGUCCAGAUCCUUCAGCACUGUGAGGACCUUGUAAAGUUAAAGAUCCGCAAAGAUGAAGACAACUCUGAUGAACAGGAGAGCUCUGGAGCAAUUAUUUAUACUGUUGAGCUCAAGCGCUACGGUGGACCUCUUGGAAUUACAAUCUCUGGUACUGAAGAGCCCUUUGAUCCCAUCAUCAUUUCCAGCCUUACAAAAGGAGGUUUAGCAGAAAGGACUGGGGCAAUUCACAUAGGAGACAGAAUCCUAGCAAUAAAUAGUAGCAGUCUGAAAGGAAAACCUUUGAGUGAAGCCAUUCAUUUAUUACAGAUGGCAGGAGAAACUGUCACCUUGAAAAUCAAGAAGCAGACAGAUGCUACCAGUCCCAAGAAAUUUUCUGUCCCUGUGGGUCACGUAAGUGAACUAAGCGAUGCUGAAGAUGAAACCUCUGCUGCACAAAAAUCUGGCAAACUCUCAGACCUCUAUUCCACUACAGUCCCAAGUGUUGACAGCGCAGUAGAGUCAUGGGAUGGCUCUGGUAUCGAUACCAGCUUUGGAAAUCAAGGACACAAUUAUCAGGCUUCAGGAUACAACUUCAAUGCCUAUGAAUGGAGGAGUCCUAAACAGAGCAGUUUGUCCCCUCCAAGCAAACCACGAAACCACCCAUUCCAUGAUACAGGGCUGAGUGAUGAAGAAUGGGACCGACCUACAGCAAGCAGCACAGCUUCCAAGAAUAUGUGGCAACAGAAGGAGACUGAGAUGUUGGGAGAGAACCAAGAAAACCAUUUAAAGCAAACUUCUGUAGAGAGAUCAGGGGGAGAGAGCAUCAGGAACAUGAAGAAAGAGGGCAAGAUGUGGAAAGGUGCCUCUGGUGGGCAAAGGAAAGGUGGGGGACAGCUGGAAGAGUGGAAUACUCCCAGCUUCACAGGUACCCAUGAUAACACCGAGGCUGACCAGGAGGAAAAUUUCUGGUCUCAGGCUCUGGAGGAUUUAGAGACCUGUGGCCAGUCAGGAAUUCUGAGGGAACUAGAGGCCACAAUUAUGUCAGGAAGUACAAUGAGUUUGAAUCAGGAAAACCCACAACCUCGUAACCAGCUGGGAAGACAAGCCAGCUUCCAGGAAAGAAGUACUGUAAGGCCACAUUACAGUCAAGCCACUCGUAGCAACACCUUGCCAUCAGAUGUGGGGAGAAAGUCCAUGGUUCUGAGAAAAUUUAAGCAAGAAAUGAAGGAAAUCAUGUCACCAACUCCCGUGGAGUUACACAAGGUAACUUUGUACAAGGACUCUGAUGGAGACGACUUUGGGUUCAGUGUCUCAGAUGGUUUACUGGAAAAAGGCGUGUAUGUUAAAAAUAUUCGACCAGCUGGCCCUGGCGAUCUGGGAGGUUUAAAACCCUACGACAGACUUUUACAGGUAAACCACGUUCGCACCAGGGACUUUGACUGCUGUCUCGUUGUGCCCCUCAUAGCGGAAUCUGGCAACAAGCUGGAACUGGUGAUUAGCAGAAAUCCGCUGGCAUCUCAGAAAGGAAACUUGGAACAGACUCCAGCAAGCGGAGAGUGGAACGAUCAGAAUAACGCCUUCCUUCAACACAGCGGACACACUAAUGUUAAUACAGAGACACGGGAUCCUACAAAUACAUUAUAG
Molecule: messenger RNA, 1832 nt
Organism: Apaloderma vittatum (bar-tailed trogon)
Lineage: Eukaryota; Metazoa; Chordata; Aves; Trogoniformes; Trogonidae
Product: glutamate receptor-interacting protein 1-like
Exons: 11
Biological process (GO): neurotransmitter receptor transport, endosome to postsynaptic membrane
Molecular function (GO): nuclear glucocorticoid receptor binding
Source: RefSeq, a predicted model, not a curated record